GGGUCAGCAAAUAAGCUUAUUAUUUGAUUAAAUAAACACCUCAAUCUUAUAGAUUUUAAAGCCAUGAAUCACAUAACAUUCUCUUUUUUAUUCAUAGCCAUUUUUUUCUUAAUUUUUUGUCUAUCCUCAACAACAUCCUCUCCAAGAUUAUUACAAGCACGUAGAUCCGUUAUGGAUGAUGAUGAUAAUGAUGAUUUUCAUAAUAACAAUAAUGAUUAUAAUGAUGCCACCCCACCAGCAAUGCCACCAGAUUAUGUUGGAAUUCCAAUGCAACCUCAUCACACUAAACCAGAUCAUUCAGCAACUGAUCAGCAUCCACCUCCUGCUCAUGUUGUACACCCACCCCCCGCAAACCCAACGACAUGCAGCGGGAUGAAUAAACAAGAAUUAUCAAAUUGUAUACGUCGUCAAGUAAAUAGAGAUCUCUGCAAGAAUUAUAACAUAUGUUAAAAUGAUCAAUAAAUUAUUGGAAACGUUUUGAGGCAUCGAAGAAAGGAAAGACAUUGGUGGAUUAGUUUGUUUGACUUUGAUUCUUUGGUUGAAGAUAGGUUAUGGUUUGCUCUAUUUCAUAGAGAGACUCUUAAUAAUGAUUGAUAAUCAUUGAGUAAUGUUGUAAAGUUUUCUAUGUACUUAAUUGUUGUGGUUUGGAUAAUUGAUAUGUUUGUUGUGAUUA
Solanum dulcamara is the source of this 673-nucleotide messenger RNA. RefSeq lists its product as uncharacterized. The coding region runs from base 64 to 450 and encodes 128 amino acids. The record is from RefSeq and is a predicted model, not a curated record. The transcript has 5 exons. NCBI's taxonomy places the organism in Eukaryota, Viridiplantae, Streptophyta, Magnoliopsida, Solanales, Solanaceae.